Agrilus planipennis (emerald ash borer) is the source of this 5968-nucleotide messenger RNA. It is a transcript of the gene cut, whose product is annotated as homeobox protein cut. The record is from RefSeq and is a predicted model, not a curated record. Lineage: Eukaryota; Metazoa; Arthropoda; Insecta; Coleoptera; Buprestidae. The transcript is spliced from 9 exons. The coding region runs from base 783 to 5186 and encodes 1467 amino acids. Gene Ontology annotation, biological process: regulation of DNA-templated transcription. Gene Ontology annotation, molecular function: DNA binding; DNA-binding transcription factor activity, RNA polymerase II-specific.
ACCAUGCGUGCCGUUUCGUGAGUCAGUGUUGGGAUGUUCAUCCCGACGAUUGCAAGGUAUGCAUAGGUGACUGGAUCGUCGGCGUGGUGCGCUCUCGCUACAUAGCGGUCAAGUGAUCCGAUCAAAAACAAACGCCACUUGUUCGUCUUUGGCGAUUGGUUCAGGUGUUGAAAGUUUAGUGACUUGUUUUCGUGGCGCGUAUAUGGACUUUUUUUUUUAUUACUUUUGAACAAAUAAAACAAAAGUAACGCGAGAAACUUUGGUGGUGGGCAGUGACCGUGUGAUUAUGAUCAUGAUGAUCGAAAACCGAAAUACGUUUCGGAUUGCGUGAGUGGUUCGAUUUUUACGGUGUCACGCAAUAUUCGAAUAGAAUUUCUUAAAGAAACGAACGCACACUAAAACAACUCCACUGACACGUAUCAAGGUACUUCGUAAUGAGGAAACAUCGAAUCCAACCGUCAGAGAACAAAAAACUAAAACAGCUUAUGUCACGAAAGGCAAAAACCAAAGCCGAACUUUGAAAAGUGUAGCAAAUCCAAAUUAGGCAUAAGAACUUAAUAAAGGACUGUGUUCUAUAUUUGGGAUGUUGUAGUGAAAUCUUUAUGGUGAUCAGUUUUAUGAGAAUCAUAAUAGACCAAGGACGUUACAAGUGAUUUUGAGUGAUUAUUGUAUAAUGAUAAUGUUUUUACGGUUGUUGAGGUGAUCAUAGGGGUGAGCCCUUUGCAAUCACGGAGUUCUUAACGAAGACACCCGCUCUCCCCGACUUGGAGGAUCGUAUCCGUAUGCAGCCUACGGCCACGGCUUCCAUACCGCCCCCUGCGGAUAUGGACUUACAGGCGAUGCAGUCUAUGGAUUGGCUCUUCAAGAAAGAAAGAAUAUAUUUGUUGGCGCAAUUUUGGCAGCAGCGGGCGACUCUAGCCGAAAAAGAAGUUACCACCUUAAAAGAACAAUUGGCUACCAACUCUGGACACCAAGAAUCAAAAGAGGGCAUUAAAAUGGAAAAACCUAAUUUCGAAAAUGAACUUGCAGCCAAAGAAAAAGAGAUUACUCAGCUUUUGGAGGAAGUCCAACGGUUACGACUCAGCAUAACGAAACUACAGGAGUCGUCCGUGUCACAAGUUUCGAGAUUAGAAGAAGAACUGGAACAGAAACGCCAACACAUCGCACGCUUAGAGGCCAAACUCGACACGCAAAGAGACUACGACGAAAUCAAAAGGGAAAACAGUUUAUUAAAAUCAGUCUCGUUCAACGCCAGCCAUCCCAGUAGCAAAACAGUUGAUGAGCUGAUCGAUAGAUCGAAGAAUUUACCUCAACAAUCUGAAAAUUUGGAUGAAAGUCCUGUUCAAGAAAUCGAAGGAGACGACAUUGCUCCAUCAUCAACACCACAUCACUCAACCACCUCACCACCCACCACUUCCGCGACACCGCCUUCGUCCUUGGCCCUUCCUCCUCUAUUUCACAACGUCGAAACUUUCGGAUCAAUCCUUGGAGAAGAGAUCGCCGCUACUUGGCGACGAAAUAUCGAAAAUAUAACACUCAACAAUCGAAUAAUUCCGUCAUCACCGUCCACAGAUGCACCACCAUCGAAAGCCGUGACUCCCGUGGCCGCGGAUUCGACGGAAAAGAGUGCCGCAUCCACCCCACAGCCGGCGGAAGCGGCAUUGGGCCCCCGAUCGAGCCCUGUGGAACCCCUUCUCAACGGCAGUCCGAAAAGCCCUGAGGAUAACAACAACCAGCAUGUCAGCAACAACAACCUGCCCCUUGCUGCCACCAUGUGCGCGGUUAACAACUUUCUCCGAUCCGAUGACAGUCUGAAGAGUCCGUACAGGUUCGACGAUCACAGAUCGCCGUACAGGUUCUCGGACGAUUUGGGAAUGGCACCGGGAACGAUGGUGGGACGACUGGGAGAGAGCCUGAUACCUAAAGGCGAUCCCAUGGAAGCCCGACUGCAGGAGAUGCUGAGGUACAAUAUGGACAAGUAUGCCUCCCAGAAUUUAGACACACUGAACAUUUCGAGGCGAGUGAGAGAACUUCUGUCCAUAAACAAUAUCGGCCAAAGACUGUUUGCGAAAUAUGUUCUCGGAUUAUCCCAGGGGACCGUUUCGGAGCUGUUAUCGAAACCCAAACCGUGGGACAAACUGACUGAGAAAGGACGGGAUAGCUAUAGAAAAAUGCACGCCUGGGCUGUCGACGAAAACGCCAUCAUGCUGUUGAAGUCUCUGAUACCAAAGAAAGACAAUUUUUCCUCAGGCAAAGAUACGGGGAUUCCAACAUUCGGUCGUCCAGAAGGUGAUUUCUCCGAAGAGAGAAUAGCACAUAUCCUGAACGAGGCGUCUCAUCUCCAGAUGAAACCCGAAGACUCUCAUAGCAACGAAGAUUCAAAAUCGCCCCACGCACAGUGUUCAAGCCCGUUUUCCAAAGAUUCAUCGCAGAAUAGAAAAUUGAAGAAGUACGAAAACGACGACAUACCUCAAGAAAAGGUCGUUAGGAUCUAUCAAGAAGAACUUGCAAAGCUCAUGGGACGAAGGAUCGAAGACCUGCGAAGGGAUCCAUUUCCUAGUAUGUUUUUCCCUCACAUGUUCAGCGGCGGUCCCAUGGACCGUACCCAAGACGAAAUUCGAAUGGCCUUGGACGCUUAUCAUCGUGAAUUAGCAAAAUUGAACCCUUGCCAGAACCCCGCCCAAAUGCCCAAUUUAGGAUUACUUGCUCUUCAGCAACAAGCACUUGCCCAACAUCAGCACCAGCAACAACAGCAGCAACAGCAACAACAACAACAACAUCAUCCGCAGCCACAACAUCUUCAUCACCAACCACCAAGUCAACAGCAAUCCUUAAACGGUGGAGUUCAAGAUCUCUCUCUUCCAAAGGACAAACCAAAAAUGGUGAACGGUAUCGACGAGAAGAGUGCGAAAGAUCAAGAUAGUUUGUCUCAUAAUAGUGCGUUUAGUUUGGUGAGGCCGAAAAUGGAACCAGGAACACCAUCUCAGACUGCCAGUUCGACAGCUUCCAGCCCAUUAAGCAACUCCAUUCUUCCACCAGCUAUGACGCCAACAGAAGACUUCUCGACAUCGGCAGCGGCAAGUCCACUACAAAGAAUGGCGUCCAUCACAAAUUCCCUUAUCUCACAGCCACCUGUUCAACAGCACCAUUCCACUAGCCAGCGGCCAUUGAAAGCUGUUCUUCCGCCAAUAACACAACAACAAUUCGAUCUAUACAACAAUCUGAACACUGAAGAAAUUGUGAAGAAAGUGAAAGAGCAACUUAGCCAAUACUCCAUUAGCCAAAGGCUUUUUGGAGAGUCUGUAUUAGGAUUAUCUCAAGGCUCCGUCAGUGAUCUCCUAGCACGGCCGAAACCUUGGCAUAUGUUAACCCAGAAAGGGAGAGAACCAUUCAUACGUAUGAAAAUGUUUUUGGAAGAUGACAACGCAGUUCAUAAACUUGUGGCCAGUCAGUACAAAAUUGCUCCAGAGAAAUUGAUGAGAACAGGAGGAUACGGUGGGGCAAAUCCUACGAUCAGCAAACCCUUACCACCCACCCCAAAGAUGCUCAGUGACGCAGCCGGUCUUUUAAAUAAAAUGCACGAAAGUCAAAGCCUUCUUCCGCCUUCUCUUCAAAUGGUAGCAAAUCAAAAUCAUUCCAUCCCUCAUUCCCAUGCCCCCACAAUGCUUCUAACACCACCAGGAAUUCCACCACAACAUCAUAUGACGUUGCAAAGCACCGAGCACAUAAAGAAAACAAACCCCAGCCCUCUAAGCAUAUCACAUUCCUCGCUCACCAAUCAACAAGUCAGUAGCAUCAGAGGUCUUCAUCCCCACAUGUCACCUAGCGUAUACGAAAUGGCAGCACUCACUCAAGACCUGGACACGCAGGUCAUUACCACCAAAAUCAAAGAAGCCCUCUUAGCCAAUAAUAUCGGUCAAAAGAUAUUUGGUGAAGCAGUUUUAGGAUUGUCUCAAGGGUCUGUAAGUGAGCUGCUGUCCAAGCCCAAACCGUGGCAUAUGCUUAGUAUUAAAGGCAGAGAGCCGUUCAUUCGUAUGCAGUUGUGGCUGAAUGAUGCCCACAACGUCGAACGCCUCCAAGCUUUAAAGAACGAACGGCGUGAAGCCAAUAAGAGACGCAGGUCAACGGGUCCAGGAACUCACGACAACAGCUCGGACACUUCUUCUAAUGAUACAUCUGAAUUCUAUCAUUCCAAUUCACCUGGGCCCGGACCUCAGUCUGCUAAAAAGCAGCGCGUUCUUUUCUCUGAAGAACAAAAAGAGGCCCUCAAGCUGGCCUUCGCCUUGGAUCCGUAUCCUAACAUUGCCACCAUCGAGUUUCUAGCGAGCGAACUGGGACUAUCGUGCAGAACCAUAACAAACUGGUUCCACAAUCAUCGCAUGAGGUUGAAGCAGCAAGCGCCUCAUGGAGUUCCUUCGGAUAUACCGCCUCGUGAUCAAAAUUCAAGUCAAGCACCCUUCGACCCAGUCCAAUUUAGACUGUUACUAAACCAAAGAUUAUUAGAGUUAUCGAAAGAGAGGAUGGGUCUUAGCAGUGUACCACUACCAUAUCCACCGUACUUGGCCACAAAUCCAAACUUAGCGGCCUUCUUCAGCAGAGGACUGUUGCCCUCUAACGAACUAGAUCUGUCGGCUUUGAACAAUGCCGUUAAAGACCAGAUGAGUGGAUUAGAUCUCUCCAUGACUUCCCUCAAGAGGGAACCCGACGAUUUUGAAGACGAUGUCGAUAGCAACAUGGGUUCAGAAGAUUCUAACCUUUCGGAAAGUACACCUGAAGGGAUCAAAUCCGAACCCAAAGAAACCCCAUCGCCCAGUUUAGGUAGUAACCAAGGUCGUUCGUCCAGACGGAAGCCUGCCGCACCUCAAUGGGUUAAUCCAGAAUGGCAGGACGAGAAGGAGAAACAACCCACUGGGAACGAAGUGAUUAUAAACGGUGUUUGUGUUAUGCAAACUGAAGAUUAUGGACGACGGAAUUCAGAAGAGACUGUAAGGGUGGAGCCUACCCCUGUUAUGGACAGGUACGACGAUGAUCAAAGUGAUUCUUCGUCGGUAUGUAAUGGAAACGAAAACUCGGAACAAACGGAGAACGAAGUUAGGGUGGAUGAAGCACAAAACGUGAAGCAGACUCCCAGUGAAUGUCCGACCGAAAUCAAACAGGAAACCGAGGAGGAAAGGUGGGACUAUUAAUUGUAAAUUAAAAUUGUUGUAAGUUUGUUUUUAACUAAAGUGAUCAUUAAGUACUAAUAAAUGAAUAAACUUCGAUCGGAAGUGUUUGUUUGAUAAAAAAAAGUGCAAUCACUCGCAGAUAAAAUUAUCCAGUUAUUUAUUGUGAUUUAAGUGAUAAAGAGUGCUACGUCCACAAAAAUUACGUACUUUAUAUUUUUCAAUGUUGCAAGAAAGCUUUUUUAUUUUUAUUUAUGAAAAGUAACAAUUGAAUAGUAAACCAAAUUGUUUUCUAACAGUGAUACGUAUAACUAACGAUAAUUAUUAUUUAUGUUGUGUUAAUGAAAUAAAAGUGUCGGUCGAUUUUUGUGGAGAGGUAGCAAUUUUUUGUUAAAUUUAAGAAUUUCUAAGCCGCGGGCUUAUUUUGUUUUUCUACAUAUUCGUAGUUAUAUAUAAGACUGUUACCAUUUUUAAAAUACUAUGUUAGUAAACUUAAUCGAACAGAUGUGGCUAUUGCAAAGCAAAUGUUUUAAACAUGUGAUAUUGCUUAUUGAUUUUUCGUUUUGUUAAAAAUGUGUGCUUUCCAAAAAAAGAAAAAAUGAAAUGAAAACGAAAGGCCAAAUUUAUGUUAGCCGUAAACUGUUUUUAUCGGACCCACUUUUUUGAUAUUUAAAAAAUGUCUAGGUAUAGUCUUUUUCGUACUUUAGUAUUAUUUCUUUCUUUGUACAUAAAAAAAGUAUGUAUUUACCAAUAAGUAUUUAGGAUUAAAAAAAAAAAACAAGCGCCCCUAAAAAUUACUACGACAA